AAAAAAAAAAAUGGCGGAGGCUGUGGCCGACACCCGCAGACUCAACAGCGGACGCCAGGACUUGAACGACGCGUACGGGCCCCCCAGUAACUUCCUAGAAAUCGACAUCUUCAACCCGCAUACUGUGGGCGUGGGGAGGAGCAAGUACACCACCUACGAGGUUCGCAUGAAGACAAAUUUACCCAUUUUUAAGCUCAAGGAAUCCUGUGUGAAGAGACGAUACAGUGACUUUGAGUGGUUAAAAAGUGAAUUGGAGAGAGACAGUAAGAUUGUUGUGCCACCUUUACCAGGAAAAGCUCUUACACGACAGCUUCCAUUUAGAGGAGAUGAUGGAAUUUAUGAUGAAGGUUUUAUUGAAGAAAGAAGAGCAGGACUAGAACAGUUCAUUAACAAAAUUGCUGGUCAUCCAUUGGCUCAGAAUGAGCGCUGCCUGCACAUGUUCUUACAAGAGGAAACCAUUGACAAGAAUUAUGUUCCUGGUAAAGUACGCCAGUAGUCUAGCACACUUGGUCUUCCCUUCAUUCCCAACCUCCAGUGUGAAUUACAUUUAUUUUUACACUAAAAACUAUAUAUACUCUUGCUUUCAUUCUUGUAUUGUUUGUCAACCUUUCAAGACUAAACCAUGCUGUUCUGACAGUAUUAAUGUGGCUUCUAACACCCAUUUCUAUUUAUCUAAAAAGCUCCUUAACUUUAGAAAUGACUACAUUAAGACUCUACACGGGUUACUGCUGAAUUGCUUGGAUUUUUUUUUGAGAGCCCAGAUACUAUGUUCUGAAUCACUGACCUGAUUGUCUAAACUUCCUAUUAUUUCACCCCCUUCCCUCUCCCUGUGGUUGGAGGGGUAAUGAUUUAAGUUCAGCUCACAAAUUGCCAGAUAGUAUCUGUUCCUAAUUGUGUAAAAUUUAAGUAUGAACCGCCAUUGUCCCGGUGUACAAUCGUUGAGCUGUCCUGCAAAUAUAUUAAAAUGCUUCUGGUG
Messenger RNA from Callorhinchus milii (elephant shark), 976 nucleotides. It is a transcript of the gene snx12, whose product is annotated as sorting nexin 12. Gene Ontology annotation, biological process: endocytic recycling; late endosome to Golgi transport. Gene Ontology annotation, molecular function: phosphatidylinositol-3-phosphate binding. The record is from RefSeq and is marked provisional. Lineage: Eukaryota; Metazoa; Chordata; Chondrichthyes; Chimaeriformes; Callorhinchidae. Gene Ontology annotation, cellular component: early endosome membrane; retromer complex.